AUGUCCUACACCCGAAAUCAAUUUCAGAAAGCCUAUGCUCAAGCUGCAGCGAUUGUUGGAGCAGCUUUCGGCUCUUGGCUUUUAUUCGAUUUUUCGCCUAAUAAUUUAUUUUUGGUUGGAACUUUAAUGGUUGCAGUUUCUGUCUAUUUAUAUAAUGGAUAUCCCCAAGAGAGAAGAAAUAUGGAGGAAGAAAAUAAUAAAUUAAAUUCAUUCUCCUUUCUAAAUAAUAGAUUGGAUAAUGAAGUUGAGGAUGAUUUUAGUGAAAAAAGUGUGCAUUUAAUACCCUAA
Messenger RNA from Meloidogyne enterolobii, 288 nucleotides. The record is from the annotation of a GenBank genome assembly. Lineage: Eukaryota; Metazoa; Nematoda; Chromadorea; Rhabditida; Meloidogynidae.